Messenger RNA from Symbiodinium necroappetens, 288 nucleotides. NCBI's taxonomy places the organism in Eukaryota, Dinophyceae, Suessiales, Symbiodiniaceae. The record is from the annotation of a GenBank genome assembly.
AUGGCAGUUCGAAGGUCGAGCUCUCUCCUGGUGGUGGCCGCCCUCCUUGGCAGCGCCUUUCUGCUCUCCACAACCUUCGUGACACCCGCCGCCCCAAAGGAGACUGCGCUCCGUGGCACCGAUGCUGCCCUGGUUGCAGCGGGCGUGGCCUCGAUCCCCGAGGCAGCACACGCGCGGCUGCCGGAGGAGUUCGUGAUUUUCGCUCCCAUCGUGGACGUGCUGCCCAUCCUCCCGGUCUUCUUCUUUCUCCUUGCCUUCCUUUGGCAGGCAGCAGUGGGCUUCCGAUGA